UUUUUCAAGUCUUGUCGGAGGAGGAGCUCUCUCUAUAUUUUCUCCUUCCUUUUCCCCCGCCCUCGAUUUUCAUCCUUAGUCUUCCUUUCCGAACAACCUGAAACAAGAUGGCCAAUGCUGCAUCGGGAAUGGCUGUGCGCGAUGACUGCAAGCUGAAGUUUUUGGAGCUUAAGGCAAAAAGAACCCACCGAUUCAUUGUUUUCAAAAUUGAGGAGAAGCAGAAGCAAGUCAUUGUUGAGAAGCUUGGUGAGCCAACCGAGAGCUAUGAGGAUUUUACCAAAUGUCUUCCUGCUGAUGAGUGCCGAUAUGCCGUGUAUGAUUUUGAUUUUCUAACGGCUGAGAACGUCCCAAAGAGCAGAAUCUUUUUCAUUGCAUGGUCUCCCGAUACAUCGAGGAUCAGGAACAAGAUGAUUUAUGCUAGCUCCAAAGACAGAUUCAAGAGAGAACUGGAUGGGAUUCAGGUGGAAUUGCAAGCAACAGAUCCAACUGAGAUGGGUCUUGAUGUUCUUAAAAGCCGUGCUAACUAAAUACUUGAAUGUUUAUAGGUUGUUGAACGGGAACUUGGAUGAUUAGGAUGCUAAAUUUCCAAGUUUUUCCGUGGACUUUUAUUAAUCGUGAUGAUAAACCCGUACUUUUGGGUAUAUGUGAUCUGUUAUCUAUAGAACCUACGUGUUGAGAGUGUCUCUGUGUAGUCUUAUCUCUU
Hibiscus syriacus is the source of this 703-nucleotide messenger RNA. RefSeq names its product actin-depolymerizing factor 2-like. The transcript has 3 exons. The coding region runs from base 108 to 527 and encodes 139 amino acids. Gene Ontology annotation, molecular function: actin filament binding. Gene Ontology annotation, biological process: actin filament depolymerization. Gene Ontology annotation, cellular component: actin cytoskeleton; cytoplasm. NCBI's taxonomy places the organism in Eukaryota, Viridiplantae, Streptophyta, Magnoliopsida, Malvales, Malvaceae. The record is from RefSeq and is a predicted model, not a curated record.